Molecule: messenger RNA, 1756 nt
Organism: Lepus europaeus (European hare)
Lineage: Eukaryota; Metazoa; Chordata; Mammalia; Lagomorpha; Leporidae
Gene: CABLES2
Product: Cdk5 and Abl enzyme substrate 2
Exons: 10
Coding region: 1-1446 (481 amino acids)
Biological process (GO): regulation of cell cycle
Source: RefSeq, a predicted model, not a curated record
AUGGCCGCGGCCGCGGCGGGUGGAGCCCCGGGCCCGGCCCCCGGCCCCGCCGCGGCGCCGCCGGCCCCGGCCGCCCGGAACCCGCCGCCGGCGCUGCGGAGGCGCGGGGACUCGCGACGCCGCCAGGCCGCGCUCUUCUUCCUCAACAACAUCUCCCUGGACGGACGGCCGCCCAGCCUGGGCCCGGGCGGCGAGAAGCCCCCGCCGCCGCCGCCGCUGCCGCCGCCCGCCGAGGCCCGCGAGCCGCCCGCACCGCCGCCCGCGCCGCCCGCCGGCCUCCCCGGGCUGCCUGCCAGGACCCCCGCGCCCCAGGGCCUCCUCAGCCCCACGCAGGCCCCCGCCGGCCUGGGGCUGGACGGGCCGCGCCAGAGGAGGCGCGUGGCAUCCCAGCGCUGCUCCCUGGAGUUUCUGGAAGAUGCGGUGGGAUGUGCCGCGGUGCAGAGGAGCAGACACACGUCGGGGUCCCCGCGGCAGAAGGGCCUGAAGAAGACUCACUUCAUCAAGAACAUGAGGCAGUACGACACCAAGAACAGCAGGAUCGUGCUCAUCUGUGCCAAGCGCUCCCUGUGUGCGGCCUUCUCAGUCCUGCCCUACGGAGAGAGCCUGCGGGUCUGUGACCUGAGGGUGGACAGCCAGAAGCAGAGGCAUCCGUCCGGCGGCGUGUCCGUGUCCUCCGAGAUGGUCUUUGAGUUGGAAGGCGUUGAGCUGGGAGCAGAUGGAAAGGUCGUGUCGUACGCCAGGUUCCUGUACCCUACCAACGCCCUGGUCACACACAAGAGCGACAGCCACGGCCCACUGCCCCAGCCACGGCCCAGCGUGCCUCGGGCGCUGCCAGGGUCCAGACACAAACCCGUCCCCUCCAAGCCAGCGCCAGCCGGCCCAGAACUAGGGGGCGACGGGGGAGACGCCCUGGAGUACAACCCCAACCUGCUGGAUGACCCGCAGUGGCCGUGCGGCAAGCACAAGCGAGUGCUCAUCUUCGCCUCCUACAUGACCACCGUGAUAGAGUACGUGAAGCCCGCCGACCUCAAGAAGGACAUGAACGAGACCUUCCGCGAGCAGUUCCCGCACAUCCGGCUGACGCUGAGCAAGAUCCGCAGCCUCAAGCGCGAGAUGCGCCGCGUGUCGCAGGAGUGCGGCCUGGAGCCGGGCGCCGUGUCCGCGGCCUACGUGUACUUCGAGAAGCUGGUGCUGCAGGGCAAGCUGCACAAGCAGAACCGCAAGCUGUGCGCCGGCGCCUGCGUGCUGCUGGCCGCCAAGAUCAGCAGCGACCUGCGCAAGGGCGAGGUGAAGCAGCUCAUCGACAAGCUGGAGGAGCGGUUCCGGUUCAACAGGCGGGACCUCAUUGGGUUCGAGUUCACGGUGCUGGUGGCCCUGGAGCUGGCGCUCUACCUCCCGGAGAACCAGGUGCUGCCCCACUACCGGCGCCUCACGCAGCAGCUGUAGGCGCGGCCGCCGCCCCGCGUCUUCCGCCGAGGCCAGCGGGGCCGGAGCGCGGGCAGCGGCUGAGCGGGGCCGGCGCGGACUCUCCGCUCCCCGGACGGUGGACAGAGCUCCGCGCCCGCCUAGCUGACCCCCCCACGCCCCGGCGAGAGGGCGCGGCCCGCAGUGCAGCUGCUGCCCGCCAGGAGGGACCGCGCCGCGGGCCAGGCUCAGGGCGGGACGCCCCCAGGACUGCGCCCCUCGUGUCGCCUGCCCCCGAGUCCGUUCGCCCAGUAAACGUCGGUUUCGCAGCAUCGCCUUUGCCGGCUCCCGC